GGUAAUAUGUCAAAAUAAAUAAAAAUUAAAAGUUUUUUUAUGUUUACGUAGUUUGAAUAAUUGGGAAUAAAGUUAAAUACCAAAAUGAGUCUUUGGGUGGAUAAACAUCGACCGAGAGAUUUAAUGAAGUUAGAUUAUCACAAAGACCAAGCUCUAAGAUUAAAAAAUCUUGUUCAACAAAGUGACUUUCCCCACUUGCUUGUUUACGGACCCUCAGGAGCCGGUAAAAAAACAAGAAUUAUGUGCCUAUUAAGAGAAUUAUACGGUUCUGGAGCUGAACGUUUACGACAAGAAACUAUGCAUUUUACAACGCCUUCAAAUAAGAAAAUUGAAAUUAUGACUGUAAGCAGUAAUUAUCACAUUGAAGUUAAUCCAACCGAUGUUGGGAUACAUGAUCGUGUUGUUAUCAUGGAUUUGGUGAAGAAUGUAGCGCAAACACAUCAAAUAGAUUCUUCUGGCCAACGUGAGUUUAAGGUUGUAAUAUUGAAUGAAGUUGAUGAUUUAACGAAAGAUGCCCAACAUGCAUUGCGACGUACAAUGGAGAAAUACGUAAGUACAUGUCGGCUUAUUCUUAUAGCUAACUCAAUUUCGAGGGUCAUUCCAGCCAUUAGAUCACGUUGCUUGACAAUAAGAGUACCCGCACCGACAGAAACUGAAAUUGUUAGUGUUUUACAAGCAGUUUGUAAAAAAGAGGGUUUAAGCUUACCAAGCGAAUUGGCGACGCGUAUUGCAAAGUGCGCGGACAGAAAUUUGCGACGGGCAUUAUUGAUGUGCGAGUCGUGUAAAGUCCAAAAAUACCCAUUUACUCCUGAUCAAAAAGUACCAGAACCCGACUGGCAGAUAUUCAUAAGAGACACUGCAUCAAUGGCAUUAUCCGAACAAUCUCCUAAAAAACUUGGUGAAGUAAGACAGAAAUUGUAUGAGCUGAUAAUUCAUGGGAUCCCACCAGAUAUAAUUUUUGCUGGUUUGUUGAAAGAGCUUGUACGUAAUUGUGACAUGGCUAUGAAAUGUCAAAUUGCAAAUCAUGCAGCUCAAUUUGAGCAUAGAAUGAGGCUUGGAAAUAAGCCCAUAUUUCAUCUUGAAGCUUUUGUUGCCAAAUUUAUGGCCAUUUAUAAGAAAUUUGUUGAAGAAUCCCUUGGUGAUGCAUUUUAAUUGUUGUUUAUAUUGAUAUACCAUGGAUGGUUAAAGCAAAAAUCUUCAACAUCAACAUCGGCCAAUCAAAAUUAAAUGAUGAGUAUAAGCCGAAAGGAAUGCCUAAGCUCUCGGUUCCCCACCAUCAGCAUCCAGUUGAGUUCCGCCACGUCCUUCAUAUUUAAUAAAAAUGUUCUUUAUAAAAAUGUAUUUGAUUAUUAA
This is a messenger RNA of Nymphalis io (European peacock), 1353 nucleotides long. RefSeq names its product replication factor C subunit 3 (gene RfC38). The record is from RefSeq and is a predicted model, not a curated record. The coding region runs from base 85 to 1152 and encodes 355 amino acids. Gene Ontology annotation, biological process: DNA-templated DNA replication; DNA repair. NCBI's taxonomy places the organism in Eukaryota, Metazoa, Arthropoda, Insecta, Lepidoptera, Nymphalidae. The transcript has a single exon. Gene Ontology annotation, molecular function: DNA binding; DNA clamp loader activity; ATP hydrolysis activity. Gene Ontology annotation, cellular component: DNA replication factor C complex; nucleus.